AUGAAGCUCAACAUCUCAAACCCGACGACGGGCAUGCAGAAGUUGGUGGAGAUUGAUGACGAUAAGAAGCUGUACCCUCUCUUCGACAAGCGCAUGGCGAGUGAGGUGUCGGGGGACUCCCUGGGAGAUGAGUUCAAGGGAUACGUCUUCCGCAUCGGUGGUGGCAACGACAAGCAAGGCUUCCCAAUGAAGCAAGGUGUGAUGUCCAACCAACGCGUGCGGCUUUUGUUCAAGAAGGGAAUGUCCUGCUACCGGGAGCGCCGUUCCGGCUGCCGCAAGCGCAAGUCCGUGCGAGGCUGCAUCGUCGGCCCUGACCUGGCAGUGUUGCACCUUGUGUUGGUGAAGAAGGGUGCUGAUGACAUUCCAGGCCUCACUGAUGACCAGAAGCCUCGUCGUCUCGGCCCGAAGAGGGUUUCCAACAUCCGCAAGCUAUUUGGCCUGGAGAAGAAGGAUGACGUGAGGCAGUUCGUGGUCCGCCGCGAGAUCAAGGAGGGCAAGAAGACCAAGGCCCCGAAAAUUCAGCGCCUCAUCACGCCCCAGCUUCUGCAGAGGAAGCGCUACUUCAAGGCCCUUACCCGCAAGCGCAUGGAAGCCGGAAAGGAGGCCAAGGCUGCCUACGCCCAGCGCCUCGUCGAGUACCACCACGAGCAGAGGGAGGCCCACGCAGCCGAAGUGGCCAAGAAGAAGAAGAAGAACCAGUGA
Symbiodinium natans is the source of this 702-nucleotide messenger RNA. The record is from the annotation of a GenBank genome assembly. Lineage: Eukaryota; Dinophyceae; Suessiales; Symbiodiniaceae.